UAUGACGGAAGGUUUCCUGCGAGCAACACGUGGAAUAUGGAUAACGCUCCAAUGAACAGCUAGCCUAUGUUCCUUUCCUUUCAUUUCAAAUUAUUUUCAUGAAAACUGCAUGAAGUGAGGACAUAACUGACUGACCUAUCAUUGCAUUCCUUGUACAGUGAGGGACAGCGUGGGGAUGGAGUAUCUACCCGACCGUAACUCCAGGUAUAAAGACGUGGACUACUGGGAUGAGAGGUACAAGACAGAGAAGUCGUUUGAAUGGUUCGGAGACUUCUCCAAGUUCCAGCAUCUACUUCAGCGUCACGUCAUGAAGGACGAUGCCAUCCUUGUGCUUGGUGUCUCCCAUCUUCCCCACCUGUCCUUGUCUCCACCCCCUCCAGGUGUCUCCCAUCUUCCCCACCUGUCCUUGUCUCCACCCCCUCCAGGUGUCUCCCAUCUUCCCCACCUGUCCUUGUCUCCACCCCCUCCAGGUGUCUCCCAUCUUCCCCACCUGUCCUUGUCUCCACCCCCUCCAGGUGUCUCCCAUCUUCCCCACCUGUCCUUGUCUCCACCCCCUCCAGGUGUCUCCCAUCUUCCCCACCUGUCCUUGUCUCCACCCCCUCCAGGUGUCUCCCAUCUUCCCCACUUGUCCUUGUCUCCACCCCCUCCAGGUGUCUCCCAUCUUCCCCACCUGUCCUUGUCUCCACCCCCUCCAGGUGUCUCCCAUCUUCCCCACCUGUCCUUGUCUCCACCCCCUCCAGGUGUCUCCCAUCUUCCCCACCUGUCCUUGUCUCCACCCCCUCCAGGUGUCUCCCAUCUUCCCCACUUGUCCUUGUCUCCACCCCCUCCAGGUGUCUCCCAUCUUCCCCACCUGUCCUUGUCUACAACCCCUCCAGGUGUCCCCCAACUUCCCCACUUGUCCUCUGGGUAUUUAAACCUGUGUUUUCUGUCUGUCUGUUACCAGUUUGUUUUGUUGUUUCAAGUCGACCAGUGUGUUGUCUUAGUUCCUGGUUUUUCCCAGUCUCUCUUUUUCUCGUCCUCCUGGUUUUUGACCCUUGACUGUCCUGACCCUGUACCUGCCCGCCUGACCACUCUGCCUGUUCCUGACAUUGAGCCUGCCUGCCGUCCUGUACCUUGACCUCUACUCUGGAUUUUUGACCCCUGCCUGCCUUGACCUGUCGUUUGCCUGCCUCUGUUGUUACAAUUAACAUUGUUACUUCACACAGUCUACACUUGGGUCUUACCUUGUUGCCUGAUACUUCUAUCCUUACAAACAACAGUCACGUCAAGUAAUCUAUGCUUUAA
Molecule: messenger RNA, 1284 nt
Organism: Oncorhynchus keta (chum salmon)
Lineage: Eukaryota; Metazoa; Chordata; Actinopteri; Salmoniformes; Salmonidae
Gene: ece2a
Product: endothelin converting enzyme 2a
Exons: 4
Coding region: 176-1117 (313 amino acids)
Molecular function (GO): S-adenosylmethionine-dependent methyltransferase activity
Source: RefSeq, a predicted model, not a curated record